CGAGUGCGUCGCAUUGUUUCGUACUGAGUGCGCGUCGAAACGGACAAAGUCACAGUCGAGUUGUUUUUAUGAACGUUGUGUCGUGAAUUGCUUUGUUAGACAAAAAACUUUAUUUUUUUAUAAUAAAAAUGUAAAGUUUAGUUGAUAUUUAUGGUGUAAAUAGUAGCUUACAGCCCUAAUAGUGUUUGGUUGUUAAUCAUGUCACGCAACACAAAAAGAAGUGCUAAAAUGUUUAGAGGUGAUGGUUCAUGUGUCUGGUGCUGGUAUCUUGUGUAUUUCCUGAUAUUACUGGACUUGGCGACGCGCUGUACGGAAGCUUAUGGAAAUCCCUCUUCAGACUUCAGUAAACAUAGUAUAGUUAGGCCGAAAUUUCACCACACUAGGACGAAAAGAGAAAUUACGACGACACAAGACGAGACGGGUUCACAUCAUCGCGAGGUGACAUUAACAGUAAGCAUAGACGGUGAAGAGCACGAGUUAGAUCUGCGACUGAACGAGGCGCUGGUGCCACGGGGACACUCGCUGAGCUACCAGCAGAAUGGCCGGACUAGGGUUCAAGUGCCGGAGAAAGAGGACCUAGAUAUAUGCCAGUACUCCGGACGUGUGCGAGGCAAGCCACGCUCAUGGGCGGCGGUAUCAACCUGCCACGGGGUGAAGGGCGUCAUCUACGAUGGACGGCAGAUGCGGUACAUCGAACCAGCACACGACAACGACAUAAACGCGGAUCACUUCCUGUAUUCCCACGAACACCUGGCGAAAGAGCACCGCUGUGGCUACGAAGGCGGCACCACACACAACUCCAGCUACGAUCCCAUGUUGUUCCAGCAGCGGACUGAAGAACUAGCACGGAAGAGGUCCAGAGUUAGUCGGUACAAACGCGACACCUACGAAGACACGCUAGUCCGAGAGCCGUACAACGCGGACCGUCGCUCGCGCUACGUGGAGCUCGUGUUGGUGGUCGACCACGGGGAGUUCCUCGCCAGCGGCGGAGACCUGCAGCUGGUCCAUCGGCAGAUGAAGGAUCUCGCUAAUAUCAUAAAUUCUGUGUACGCACCUUUGAACAUCUUCAUAGCGCUCGUGGGCGUAGAGAUAUGGUCAGAAAACGACGAAAUCGUGCUAGAAGAGGACGGAGACGCCACACUCAACAAGUUCCUACACUAUCGGAAGACUGUACUAGUCACUAGGAUACCUAACGACAACGCUCAACUGCUUACGGUAACUCGGUUCAUCAAAAAAGAAGAAUUUCACUACGACUACACGAAGCCCCAUUUCCGCCAGAACUUCAAAGCCGGCGUGGUCGGUAAAGCCCUCAAGGGGUUCAUGUGUUCCUACAACUACUCAGCCGGAGUCGCCACCAACCAUUCACGCGUUAUAGGACUCGUGGCCAUGACAAUCGCGCACGAGAUGGGACACAAUUUUGGCAUGGAGCAUGACCAGGAACCGGACUGCGAGUGUCCAGACAAGAAAUGCAUUAUGAGUCCCUCGAGUACCUCGGUGACGCCGGUGCACUGGUCUUCUUGCAGUCUCAAAUCCCUGGCCUUGUCUUUUGAGAGAGGCAUGGACUACUGUCUGAGAAACAAACCCAAGCAGCUGGCUGAAUCGCCGACCUGCGGCAACGGAUUCCUGGAAGAAGGCGAACAGUGCGACUGCGGCACCGCUCCCGGCGCGUACGCUCCUGAGGACAGCGACCGCAACGCCUGCACUGCUUGUUGUAAACCCGACUGUACUCUACGGGCUAAUGCUACUUGUGGCCACGGACAGUGCUGUGAUCUCACGACGUGUCGUCCCAAAGCAGCGGGUACAGAAUGCCGCGCCGCCGACCGCGAGUGUGACCUGCCCGAGUACUGCAGCGGACAUUCGCAGUUCUGUCCUCAUGACGUUCACAAGAUGGACGCCACGCCAUGCGGGAGAGACCAGGCUUACUGCGUGCGGGGUUCAUGCCGGUCCCACACGGACCAGUGCAGGCUGCUGUGGGGCGUCACGGGCGCUUCCUCUGACGACAAGUGUUACAAUAACUCCAACAUCAAGGGCGAUGACCACGGCAAUUGCGGCUACGACCGCGUGAACCAGAUCUACCGCCGCUGUGCACCGCAAGACGUCAUGUGCGGCAUGCUGCAGUGUCGCCAUCUUAACGAGCGGCUCGAGUUCGGCAUGGAGAACGCGGCAGUACUCACGGCUACCUUCAUAAACAACAACGGUGUAAUCAUCCCGUGCCGCACCGUGAUCAUCGACCUGGGGCUCAGCGACGCGGACCCCGGCCUCGUGCCCGACGGCGCCAAGUGUGGGCCCGACAAGAUGUGUAUGCAACAAAAGUGCGUGCCGGUGGAGAGGGUGCGAGCGGCGAUGGCGACGCGAGAGGGCUCCGUCUGUCCCUCUAACUGCUCCGGACAGGGCAUUUGUAAUUCUAACGGUAACUGCCACUGCUCGGCCGGCUUCGCGCCGCCGCAGUGCGCGCUGCCCGGCGCCGGCGGCUCCUACGACUCCGGCCCGGCCACUGACCCGAGUGUACAAAGAAACUUCAUGGUGGUGAUGUACGUGAUAUUCCUCGGCAUCAUUCCGGGCAUCCUUCUGGUGCUCCUCCUCGUGUACUACUCCCGCCACAACGUCCUCCUCUGGUGGAAGAAGCCCCGCAAAUCGGUUCAGUCACCAAAGAGCAGCCUCCAGCACCGCAUCUCCCUCGGCGCGCACAAGCUGGCAGCCAACUUCACGCAACAACCCCCACCACCCCCCACCGCCAGGCCCGACGACAUGAGCUCCAGCCUCCUCGAUAACACCAGCCCCCCACCCGUCAACCCCACGGUCAACUUCUUCGGCAAUUUCAAGGGCUUCUCUCUCACCCCUAUCGACAAAGAGGAGGAAAAAGAACAAGUCAAGGAACCCAUCAAAAGCGCGAAAAUCACCCCCGUACAUCGGAGUGGAAGCAACAGUAACAAUUUAGUCAACCAAGGCGUUUUAAAACCUGUUCUUCGCAGCGCGCCGCCUUUACCGGUCGUCCCAAACAGUCCGAAGACCAGUCCGUCUAUUAAAAGGACUAAUAGCUCCGUCCAGAGGAUCAAAGCGCUUAUGAAUGCUGAGAAGGAGGAUAGCACCCCCGUCAUGGCGACCCCGCCACCGCGGCCGGUCAUAUCCAGUCCUAUACUAGAAGCCUCCACUUGUACCGCGAAGGAGUUGAUCUCCCCGCUCGGCUCGAAGACUCUAGGCCCGGUGCGAGCGGCUCCGAAUGUUCCAACUAUAACACCAGAUUUACCAAAAAGACCAUUAAGCAUGCACGCGAGUACGGUCCCACAGAAACCGCUGCCCGAAGAACCUAAGAAGGUCAAAGAAGGUAUAUCGUUAAACAGGAUAGCUUCCUUUCUAAAACAUGACAAGCCUAAGGAAAAGGAGCGCAAUCCUGUUGAAAGAAGCCACUCGCUCCCAAAAAACCCUAUCCAUCAGAUAAAAAUACCAAAAUCAGUAGAUAAAGUUGCUCUAAGGAACCUGCAGAUAUCGAAUCCUAUAUUACAGAAGGGAAUAGAACUCCCAGUAACUACAGUACCGGUUGUGUCGGAUUCUGAAGACGCGGAAGAUCCUAAAGCGUUCGUGAAUAGGACUCAAAGUAUGAGAGCGGCUCCUGGCCUGCCUAAAGUGCCUUUACAAACUUUUGGCUCUAUGAGGCAACCCUCAGGUGCCCCGCGACCUAUUUCAGGAGUUGGCAGACCCACUGCCCCACCCCCUCCAGCACCUAUAGAAGAAAUUCCAGUCUACCAGAACCCUAAACCAAUAGAUCUUAAACAAACAGACUAUGUUGACUGUAUAGAAGAAAAACAAGCACCUCUCGCACAUAUAGAUGAAGAGUCAGGCGAUAAUAUCUAUGCUAUUAUUGAGGAAAGCCCUGAGAAGCACUCUAAGCCCCUCCCUGGAGUCCCCCCGCCUAUAAAAACAAUACCCCAAGCACCACCUGUAGGAUAUAACACUCCCAAACCCAUCCCAUGUACUUCUGGGAGCACAGAAAGCAUGGGCCUCCUUGGAGAGAUCGUUGACGAGAUUCAAAACAGAAACUUCGAUUCUAUAUACUCGGCUUCUACUUUGAGAAAAAAGAAAGGGAGGGCGAAGGAAAAUGAGGGUGACAGAGAUAGCACGUAUAUGAACACAGCGCCGGAAAGCGUUUAUAGCAACUCUGGAGGAAAAAGUGUCGCUUCUACCACUAGCAGUGGAUACUUACAUCCAUCAGCAGUUAAUGUACCUACGUAUUUGAACAAAGAUAAAGUAGAUAAUAAGCAGGAAGAAAAAGCGCCGCCUUCUCCAAAAGCGAACUCAAAAAUACCACAAUUCUCAAGACAAGUGACUCCUCCUAAUUUAAAGACUUUUAAAACAGUCCCACAGUCACCUAAAGUUGCAAAUAAAAUAAAUCAGAAAAUAACGAAUAGUCCAGAUGUGGUCUCAAGCUGUGCUGUGGCUGACAAAACUGUUAAAGCACCCGAUGUUAUAAAUAACAAUAAAAUAAGUGAUACUCCAAAAGUAGCUGCAAAACCUAGCAUCACAGCUAAACUGAACGACAAUAGACCACCUUUGCGACCCGCACCGGCUGUCGAUAAGAAACCAACAAUCAAACCUACACUAAAACCGGUCGCUAAUAUAAAUAAACCUCAAAUAAACCGUACAAAUUCCAAAGUAGACUCUAACAUAGCUGCCAUAGCAGACAACAUGAAUAAAAACAAACCUAAAGUGGUCCCAAAGCCUACGGGACUGCAAAGAACAGACUCGAAUGUAAAGCCUAACGCUAGUAGGCUGACGUCUAAACCGUCAAACGUCGCCAGUCUGCAGCAGAAGUUUGAAAAUAGAAAAUCGAUCGGCAAAGAGCCGGUAGCUAAGAAAUAAAGUAUUACUGCUAUCGUUUUGUAUGGCUUGAACAGUUUUAUUACGCGGCGAAUUUUUGCAUCGAUUCAACCAGCGCUGCACGAAUCCAAAAAAAAAAUAUACUUGAAGACCUUAAUAAAUUAACAAUUUAUUUCCAUUGUGUUACCAAUAUGAAUAUUCAAUUUAUAUAAAAUAAUUUAAUUGCACAAUGUAAUCUAUUAAAUUAAGCCUUAACUAUAUACGAAAACUUUAUCCAUCGGCUUUGAGUCUUAAUUUAUCAACAAUUUAAUUGAUUCCACUUUGUAACGAAUAUUUAUUAUUAUAGGUAACGUUCGUUAAACAAUGGAAUCAAUUAAUUUGUUAAACUAAGUUUUUACUUCUUUUAUAAAACCAUCAAUGAUGAAGCGCGACUGUAUCUCUGCAAAACGUCGAGACAAUGUGAAUGACUUUAAGCAUAUACAUAAUACAUAAGUAAGGAAACAAGUGGCAGCUAAGAAACAAAUACAUCUAGUCUGAUAGUAAGUAAACCGACACAGACAAUUCGACAUAACUCUGUAAUUUCCCGAUACUAAAAUGACACUUACCUAUUAGUACGUCUACUUACGGUUUAAUUAAUUUCGGUGUGUAACAAAAAAAUACUCUCGUUACAUAAUGAAAUAGAUUUCAGUUAUGAAACUUGUGAAUAAACUUCAGCAUUUUUUUCCUUUUGUAUCUUACAUAACGUGUCAGUCAUAUUUUGUGUGUUUUUCUCAUGUCCUUUAUGAAAUAAUCAAUAUAAUUGCUGGUUGCCCAAGAACAAUUUGUGUGACGCGUCAUUCUAAUAAUUUUUUGUCAAAAUAUCACUUUCUGGCACAAAAUAAAUAUACAAACAUGAGCUUCAUAGUUUAUUUCGAUAAACAUCAUUUUAGUAACGGGAAUCUAUCGAGUUUACGUUAUUAGAUUUAACGGAAUAUUUUUGGAAUAUUAACCAUAUUUGACAUUAUUUUAAUGUAAUAUAGCCUAUUUAACUCAGUGUUCAUAUUUUGAUAGUGGAAAAGCAUUUUGAAGAAUAGAUAAUUAUUAAAAUUAAAGUGUAUAAACGUCUUAAUAUAUUUCGGUUAAGAUUUCUAUGGAUUUUAACUGCUACCUGAUGAUUUGUAAGCAUUUUAAAAUUGCAGUAAAAUUCAUACGAAAAUAGGAUAAUUUAAGAGAUCUCUGUAAAUAAUUAAGUUGUAAUUUUGUAAAUUUUCUUUGGCGUUUGUGAUUUUCAACAUGAAGUGUCUUAAAGUCGUACAUACAAUAAAUGGUUUAAUUGUAUUAUUAUGAAGACUAUAAGUAACGUUUGUGAGUUAAAGAUAUACAUUUAGAUGUGUGUUUGUUGAAAACAGUAUAAAGUUAUCACUUUAGCAGAGAUAUGAAGUGACUGAUAAUCCCAGUACAAAUUUUUGUCACUAUUAAACCCAUUCAUUUUGUCGAGUCGGACUAAGCUAACUCUGCAUGGCUUUUGCAAUGACAAAGUGUGGCAAUACCAUCAUUAAUGUCAAUUUUCUAUAAAAACAUGAGGUUUAUAACGACACUCCUCACUUUGUUCCGUUGAAGUCGAUGCACAAUUAGGUUAGACGAACUUUAGACACCAAUUCAUUCAAUUUGUAUAGAGAUUACCAGUUUUUAUUAACUGUUGUCUCUGGUGAUAGUAACAUUAUGUUUCCAUGCCUACUUUCUUUUUUCAUCCUCAGUCUGGUGCUAAGGUAAUCAAUAGUUUAUUUCUAUACGACAGUUGUAUUCUAUCUAAUUAACUUUUUUUUUUUUUUGGCAUGACACAUGAUACAUGUAAUGUGUUGUGAGAUUCGAUGUAACUUUAAAAUAGAAAUAUCUAAAUCGAAAUAAAUGUCAUAUACGAACGAAAAAUGAGCAAAGCCUCCAGUGUCCAGAGCUGGAAUCGAACCAGCGUACCCCGUUUACCGUACAGGUGGCUGAACAGCUCGGCUAUCCGGUCACGGUGGCAUGGGUCGAAAUUUCACAAGUAUAUGUAUAUUUUCAUAGAAAAUAAUUUAAUCUGUUCUUAUAGUAAUAUCUAAAUCGUAAUAAAAUGUAUAUCCCUUUUUUUUAGAUUACAAAUUUUAUAAUCUCAAAAGUAGUGGUAACUUUUUUCCUCCUAAAUCAAAUCUAAACUAUGCACUGAAUUAUAGUAUUGUUAUAUAUACUUUGUUUAGGUCGGCAGGUGCACCUGCCGCGUGUGGACGAGGGAUCCUCUCUCGCAUAGGACUAUAUACAGCCACGAACGCAAGUGUCGUCACCAGGAUGCUGCUUAAAACAUUUGGCACAGAUGAAAAGGCUUACUAUUUUUAUAUAUACCUACAUAUUAUUGUACUAGCAUUUCUGAAGAAAAAGUUAAUUACCACUAUAGUGUACUUUUGAGGUUAGAAAAAUUCUAAUCUUAAAAAAAAACGGGAUAUUAUUUUCAUGUAGUCGUGAUAUUCCAAUUCCCACUGCCAGAUUGUUGUAUAUGUAUAAAUCAGAUGGUGCUGACGUGACGUCACAAAAUGGAAAGUAAUUAUUUUCAUAACUUAAGCACAUAAUUUAUAUUCCAUUACAUCGAAAUUAGUACUUGCAAUGUAUGUGUAACACAACAGGAGACUAAACUAAGAUAUGGGUUUGAAAAUAUUAGUUAGUUAAGGCCUUAAUCCGCCUUACUUAUUCUUUAGCAAUUUAGAUAUUCCAUUGCGUAACGAAAAAUAACUUAUUUAAUUUGUGGUAAUGUAUUUGGUUACACAACGGAAUCGAUUAAAAUGUAGACAAAUUAAGGCAUUAACUAGCGUUUUUCAACUAAUCAAAUUCUGAUUUUUGGAUCAUUAAGAAUAUAAGGAUAAAAUGUAUGGAAGCAAAUUACAAAUAGGUAAUUAAUGAAUGUGUAUAUAAUACUUAAAUUAGAAAUUAUUAAUUAUUUUGGCUUUUAUGGCGAUAUCUUAUGAAGACUGAACCCGUCGAAGAAAUUAAAGUGAUGCUUUAGCUGCUUAUAGAUAUUAUUCCAAAUAAGUAUUUACAGAAAUAUAAAUGGCAAGCAAUGUGACUGUAUUUUACUAAAUCGCACUGAAGAAUGGUGAAAGAUUCGCAUUUAUAUUAUUUGGGGUGUUUUAAAAAGGUUGAGACCUGUGUAUGAAGGUUCAAUACCUAAUUUUAUAACAUUCAUGUUUAUCAUUGAUAUAAUGUCAUCUAUACUUUUCUAACCUAAUUAUGAUCAUUAGAUUCGACGGAAUAUUUAUGGAGCUUUUGAUUGUUAGAAAAGGAUAGCUGUUAUAUAUGCGGCGAUAACCAGUGAGUUCAAAUAUUUUUCCAUGAAUACCUUUUUUUAUUUUGCCAUCUAUACCCAGUGUUUUUGUGUAAUAUGUUGAAACAGAAAUAACAUCAUAAGUCUGUGCUACUUCUGUUUCUCCAUAGGUUUUGCUAAGUGAGCUCGAAAAGUACAUAACUAGUUAUAAAUACAACCAAAGAAUAAAUAAGUGCGUUUCACAAUUUGACAGCUAACGUGAUGUUUGGUUGAUUAUAAUAUAAUAAAUAAGCUUAUUUUAUACUCAAGACUGUGAAACAUUCACAUAUUGUUUAAAAAAGCACUAAGUUACUUUGACCUUAAGCCACUUUGCGCCACUUGCACCAUCCCACUAACCCGGAGUUAACCCCGGGUUAGUCGGAUGGUGCAAGUGACGUUUAGUCAUUUCACAUUUGUAGGAAAUGUUACUUAAAUGUAAAUAAUGGUCACUUUAUAACCUAAGUCUUUCUUUGGUUCCAAGUGACGCGGAUGUUUUUGAAAAUACACCAAAUUUAAACUUA
This is a messenger RNA of Cydia strobilella, 8643 nucleotides long. RefSeq names its product disintegrin and metalloproteinase domain-containing protein 12-like. Bases 199 to 4857 code for a protein of 1552 amino acids. Lineage: Eukaryota; Metazoa; Arthropoda; Insecta; Lepidoptera; Tortricidae. Gene Ontology annotation, molecular function: metalloendopeptidase activity. The transcript is spliced from 19 exons. Gene Ontology annotation, biological process: membrane protein ectodomain proteolysis. The record is from RefSeq and is a predicted model, not a curated record.